AUGGCUACAAUAUUAACAAAUACUGUUUCUUGGCAUCACGGUGAAGAGGAAAUACACCGUUUACUUCGAGCCCCUCACGGCGAGAAUCCCACUGUUCCGUACCUCAGCCCGGGUGCCGGAUUCCUUGUCCAACAAGCCCCCUUGUUGGCGUUAGGCACACUUGACUCGGAGGGUCGGCCAUGGUCAACAAUAUGGGGAGGCACAGAGGGUUUUGCGGGGCCGGUUGCCGAAUCCUCCAUAGGCCUCCGGACGCAGGUGGACACUAAAUACGAUCCCGUUGUCCAAGCUUUACUAGGUAACUGGACGGACGACCACUCUGAUAGCGAUUUAGGAAUAGGAAAGAUGGUCUCAGGAUUAGCAAUCGACUUAGAACACCGCCGGAGAGUGAAGCUGUAUGGCAGAAUGGUCGCGGGCUCGCUGUCUGAUACAGACCCAGGACAGGCACAGCUGAUCGUCCACAUCGAAGAGAGCCUGGGAAAUUGUCCAAAAUACAUGAAUAAGAAGCAUAUUGUACCUGCACAACCUGACCCCAAACUUGUUUCGGAUUCGCCGCAAUUGAAUGCCGCCGCAGUUGAGCUCCUGUCUCGCGCAGAUACCAUGUUCGUAUCUUCGUCUCAUGGAACAACUAACAUGGACACAAAUACCCGCGGCGGUCCGCCUGGAUUUAUGCGCGUUGAAUCAAAUCAGCCGAGUGGUGCUGUACUUGUAUAUCCCGAGUAUUCGGGAAACAGAUUGUACCAAACACUAGGCAAUCUGCAAACUACACCACUGGCCGGCUAUGCUGUGCCGGAUUUUGAGAACGGCCAUGUACUCUAUGUGACAGGUCGCACAGAAAUACUAGCUGGGAAAGCUGCUUCUACUAUACUUCCACGGUCCAAUCUUGCCAUUCGACUCACUGUUGAUGCUGCAAUCUUCGUUCAAAACGGACUGGCCUUUCGUGGCAAGACUGGAGAACCUUCUCCAUACAACCCAAGUGUGCGAUAUCUCAUCAACGAGAAACAAUUACCCGGCGUUCAGAAAAAUGAUAACCCAGAUGCAACGGCAACAUUGAUCAAAAAGGAGGACAUCACGCCGUCCAUCAAACGGGUUCGUUUCCGCGUCUCCGGUCGUGGACCAACAUCAUGGACUGCAGGACAAUAUGCCACACUGUCAUUUGAAGAUGAAUUGGACAUGGGAUAUAGCCACAUGCGAGAAGACGAUCCAACCAGCCUGAAUGACGACUAUGUUCGAACCUUCACUGUUUCUUCAUACCCCGGUCGCGACCUACCGCAAGAUCAAUUUGAGAUGAUGAUUCGACGGAAUGGCCCUGUAACCAAAUACCUAUUCCAAGUCAACGAGCGGGCAGGAUUGGAAGUGCCUCUGAAAGGAUUCGGGGGCAGCUUCCAAGUGUCCACUGGAGAGGGCAUCAUCACGCCCUUCAUAGCGGGUGGCAUUGGCAUCACACCACUUCUUGCACAGCUGCCCGAUUUGAACAUUUCCCAGCUGCGGCUAUUUUGGUCGGUUUCGAUCCAGGAUAUAGGGCUUGUGCAUGACACUUUCCAACGCUGGCCCCAGUUGCCCGUGUCAACGACUUUGUUUAUCACCGGCCGCGAAGUGGACCUCGAUGGGGCCGAUCGACGCUUGUGGGACGGGAUUCAAUCCUCUGGGCUGUUGAUACGGCGACGAAUGCAGGCCGAGGACUUAGACCUUACGCUAGCAGAUCGUUGGUACCUCUGUGCGGGAGUGACCUUGAAGCGGAUGGUGUUAAAUUGGCUUGCGGGGAAGACUGUGGUCUAUGAGGAUUUUAACUAUUAA
Molecule: messenger RNA, 1794 nt
Organism: Penicillium soppii
Lineage: Eukaryota; Fungi; Ascomycota; Eurotiomycetes; Eurotiales; Aspergillaceae
Product: putative oxidoreductase, FAD-binding
Exons: 1
Coding region: 1-1794 (597 amino acids)
Molecular function (GO): oxidoreductase activity
Source: RefSeq, a predicted model, not a curated record